Messenger RNA from Cordyceps fumosorosea ARSEF 2679, 606 nucleotides. RefSeq names its product UPF0132 domain protein. The transcript is spliced from 3 exons. The record is from RefSeq and is a predicted model, not a curated record. The coding region runs from base 1 to 606 and encodes 201 amino acids. Lineage: Eukaryota; Fungi; Ascomycota; Sordariomycetes; Hypocreales; Cordycipitaceae.
AUGGACUUCGCGCCAUACCAGUCCUCGCCCCCUGAGCACGGCCGAGUAGCCUCUCCUCCCGGCUAUAGUGCAUCCCCGCGCGCUUCCACAGACGCAAGUAAGAGGCCAUUCUCACCUAUCAAUGCUGCGCGCAGUCCGCCUCCGCUGCAGCACCCUCAACCUCAGAGGGCUUGGGGAGGAUUCGACGGUCAAACGAGCGGCUGGGCUGGUGGCAGCUCUGCACCUGCAGGGAGCUCUUUGCCCGGUGCAUAUCCUGCGGCCGAAGUGAGCGAGUUUGACACCAGCCUCGGACUGCGACUCGGCUACGAAGCUUGUCUGGCAUAUUUGGCGUGUCCGCCCAUUGGCGCCAUCGUGCUCCUUAUACUGGAAAGAAAAAGCGACUACGUCAGAUUCCAUGCCUGGCAAUCCGCAUUAUUGUUUACGGCCAUUAUGGUUCUCCACCUCCUAUUCUCGUGGUCGAAGUUCUUUAGUUGGCUCUUUUUCCUAGGAGAUCUGGCUUUGAUUGGAUUUCUCUCUCUCAAAGCAUACCGCGACGCUGAAAUAUUAGACAGAUUCGAAGUUCCAUUCUUCGGAAAGAUAGCAGCGAGGAUACUGGACGACGAGUAA